UCUGAACUCAAGCAGUCGACGCCCAAGUUGAGCCUAACACAGUCCCUUUUUAAAAAAAAAACUCGCCGUCGACACUACCGCUGCGCCUUGGCAGUAAACAAUUCGGAAGACCCACCAUCCACUACCCGUUUUCGGCCGUUCUCACCCAGGUCCAGGCCCCGAAAAAUAAUGUCUGGAGCGUUUCAUAUUCAAUACGGCCUCAUGUCAUUGGCUAUUCCAAGGGCCUAGACGAUAUCUGCUGGAGGGGACGGACGUCUAUUGGCUUUCCCGGCUGUCGUACAGAACGCUCGCUUGGUUAUAAAGCAACCGUGCACUCCAUCUCACUCACUAACCAGGCCAAUCAUGACGGACGCUCUGAAACUCGACUCGCUGAAUAUCUCAGCCCCGCCAACCCAGGAGGUCGGCCUGGAGACACCACAUGUCGAGAAGGAGGAUGAAGCCAAGUGCCCAGCUUCUGGCGCCAUCCCUUCUGAUACGACGGCGACUUGCCCCGUUACUGGCGCCUCCCUCCAUGAGGAUCCCACAGCCCAGGAAAUCGACCCAGAACUCUUACGCACUUCGAUAAACGCCCGGAUGGCCUACCUGAAGGAUUUCCUUGGUUUCGGGAAGCCCCAGCAGGACAUACUCAAUAAGACUAGCCCGUUAAUAUACGGCAGUAUCCCCGAGGUCGUGGAUGGGCUCUAUUCAAAAUUGUUCGAGUUUGAUGUCACGAAACAGAUCUUCAUGGAACGAAAUGAGGGCUUUGACGGGCCGCUACCAGCGAAACUGGAAGACCUCACCCUAGACAGCCCACAGCUCGUGUACCGGAAGAUUUUCAUGAAGGCCUGGGCCCGACGAAUCAUCACCGCUGACUACUCCUCGCCGAAGACUUGGGCAUACCUCGACAAAGUCGGUAUCAUGCACACUGGUGUCAAGAGUUUCAAGCAUAGGGCACAUGCGAAACCGCUGAUUGUACCCUAUAGAGAUUGUGCAUUGGCUCUUGGCUGGGUUUGCGACGUCCUACAGACUGCUAUCCUCCAAUUACCCGAUGAUAAGUUGUCAAUGCAGGAAAAGAUCGAAGCUAUCAGCGCGAUCACCAAGGUGAUAUGGAUCCAAAAUGACCUCUUUGCACGACACUAUAUCAAUGAAUGAAUAUCUUCUUUCACAUUUGUAGCCUUACUUCGUAACGAUACCGACACUAAUUGUACACUAAAUAUAUCCAACUUCAAGAUCUCCUCUUCUCCACUCCACUAACUGAUGUAUGAAAUGAAGAAGAUAGUAGCAUAACAAUGGUGCUUAGAAUCUA
Desarmillaria tabescens is the source of this 1285-nucleotide messenger RNA. RefSeq names its product Protoglobin-domain-containing protein. Gene Ontology annotation, molecular function: heme binding; oxygen binding. The record is from RefSeq and is a predicted model, not a curated record. Lineage: Eukaryota; Fungi; Basidiomycota; Agaricomycetes; Agaricales; Physalacriaceae. Bases 343 to 1131 code for a protein of 262 amino acids. The transcript is spliced from 6 exons.